AUGGCUUAUGCAGCCGUAGUUUUACUGAUGCGGGAUCUAGAAGAACUCUUGCAUUCCCAGGCACAUCCCAUUGGUCUAAAGAAAGAACAGAUUGAAUCUCUUUACAAGGAAGUUAGCUUAUUGCAAGUAUCCCUCAAGGAUUCCCCAGAGAAAAUGUAUGAUCAUGAUGUGAAAAAUUUGGAGAAACGGAUAAGUGAUGCAGCUUACCGUGCUGCAGAUUUCAUUGAUUCUCACGUGUAUAUCAGCUAUAUCCGUAACGCUGAUAUUCAGGAAAGAAAGAUCGAGUAUAGUCGGAUUUCCUUGAUCGCCCACCAAAACUUUUCACAGUUCAUUAAAGAGAUCAAGUCGAUCAAGCUAGAAGCCUUGAGAUUUUUUGAUAAACAGAUCCGCGAUACAGAAGUUCUGCCCCAUGAAAAUCCUUCAGAUCAAGACUUGUCACCAAGUUCUCUAAACGCAGAGGACAGGCUUGUGGGCAUUGAUAAUGACAUCAAAGCAUUGCUUCAUCGACUCAUAGGAUUUCCAUCCCAUCUCAAAGUUAUUCCAAUCAUAGGCAUGGGUGGCAUAGAAAGAUGUCAAGGGCUACCACUAGCUAUUGUUGUAGUUGCUGGGCUCCUGAACAAUGUGAGCAGAACGCUGGACUGCUGGAAGAGAAUUGCAGAGACUGUAGUAUCUCUUGUUGCUGAAAAGCCACAGCACUGCACGGAUAUUCUUGCCUUAAGACCUGUCAGCUGUUCUAAGGAAGUUUAUGCCGGGAUGCCACGGCUAAGGAAAUUGGAAAUUUAUGCUACUGAAACUGACUUUGGUACUGAGUGGAUCUCGGAAUGCUUAAGUAAUCUCGUCUGUUUAAAUGAUCUCGAAACAUUGAAAUGUAAUUUUCUCUACAGACCAAGAAAGCAUCGGCUUUCAGCGCAGAAUGUGUUCCCUUCAAACCUGAAGAAGUUGACCUUAAGUGGGAGCUAUUUGCCAUGGGAAGACAUGAAAAGUCUUGGCAUGUUACCCAACCUUGAGGUGCUUAAACUCAGAUCUUUUGCAUUUGACGGAGAUAAGUGGUCACCAGUUGAGGGAGGGUUUCUCCGACUAAAGCUCUUGCUAAUGGAGAAUUCAGAUCCAAACGACUGGGAUGCAGAUGAAUCCCACUUUCCGAGACUUCAACGCCUCGUCCUAAAGGAAUGUACCCGCCUCGGAGAAAUCCCUGAAGGUAUUGGAGAAAUUCUGACACUGCAACUGAUUGAAAUACAUGACUGUAGCCUUAGUGUUGUAAUGUCUGCAAGGAAAAUACAGGAACAACAAGAGAUGAUGGGAAAUGAUCAGUUAAGUGUCCAGAUAAGCUGGGGAGGUUAUCAUUCACAAAGUGAUCUCCCUGUUGAUUUGCAUUUUCUCAGAAAUCAGUAA
Molecule: messenger RNA, 1392 nt
Organism: Fraxinus pennsylvanica
Lineage: Eukaryota; Viridiplantae; Streptophyta; Magnoliopsida; Lamiales; Oleaceae
Source: the annotation of a GenBank genome assembly